AUGUCUCUCCCCAAGAAGACCGAUGCCUGGAUCAUCCUCAGCACCAAGGAUUCGGGUGAUUUUAGCAACAUGAAACUCGAAAAGGACAGGCCACUCCCACCGCUGGGAGACCACGACUGUCUGGUACAGAUCCAGGCCGUUUCACUGAACUACCGAGACCUAAUUAUACCAAAGGGCUUGUAUCCACUCCCGCAGAAUGUCCCGGUUGUUGCAUGCUCGGACGGCGCUGGUCGUGUUCUGGCCGUCGGACCCAAAGUGACCCAAUUCCAAAAGGACGACAACGUAGCCACAGUGUUCAUACAAGCACAUCAAGCCGGUCCAGUCACGGAGGAGUAUAUGCAAACCACCCUCGGCGGAUCCGUUGACGGCACACUGACCCACUAUGCUGUUUUCCCGGAGUCGGGUCUCGUCCCGGCCCCGUCGAACCUGACACCGACAGAGACCAGCACAUUGAGCUGCGCGCCACUCACAGCGUGGAAUGCCCUGUACGGUCUCGAGUCCAAGGCGUUGCAGCCAGGCCAAGUGGUGCUGACACAGGGAACGGGCGGCGUGUCUCUUUCAGCCAUCCAGUUCGCCAAAGCGGCCGGUGCGACCGUCAUUGCGACGACGUCGUCGGCGGACAAGGCCAAGCGUCUCAAACAGCUCGGCGCUGACAUCGUGAUCAACUACAAGGAAGAUCCGAACUGGGGUGAGACGGCCAAGAGACUGUCUCCAGGGAAGGCAGGCGUCGACUUUGUCAUCGAGGUCGGCGGCUCCGGCACCAUCCAACAGUCCCUCAAGGCUGUCAAGCUGGAAGGCACCAUCGCCGUGAUCGGGUUCCUCGGCGGUGCCAAGUCCCCGGACGAUCCAAGCCCUCUGGCGGCGCUGUCGGCAGGCUGCAUCAUCCGCGGUAUUCUUAUCGGAUCCAGGCUUCAGAUGAACGCCAUGAACAGAGCCAUUGAAGCGAACAACAUCCAUCCCAUCGUGGACCCAAAGACCUUUUCGUUUGAAAACGCCCUUGACGCCUACGAGUACCAGUGGCAGCAGAAGCAUUUUGGAAAAGUCGUCAUUCAGCUACCUGGAGCAGGAGCGUGA
Exophiala spinifera is the source of this 1074-nucleotide messenger RNA. RefSeq lists its product as uncharacterized. The transcript has 2 exons. The record is from RefSeq and is a predicted model, not a curated record. Lineage: Eukaryota; Fungi; Ascomycota; Eurotiomycetes; Chaetothyriales; Herpotrichiellaceae. Gene Ontology annotation, molecular function: oxidoreductase activity. The coding region runs from base 1 to 1074 and encodes 357 amino acids.